GAGGGCGACGACGAUGAUGACGACGAAGAAGAGGAAGACGAGGAAGAUGGCGCGUCUGACGCCGAACCUCGAUACCCCUUCGUCGGCGGUUGGUCGGAUGACGCACCACGCAGCAAGCUACAGGGCGACUUUCAACGUCGCCGAGAGAAUCGCAAUGAGCUGGUUGAAACCUUUCGACGCUAUGGGAUGUGGCUUUUGGCGGCGGUAGUCUUGCUGCCUCCGCAAUUGGUUGCACUGGGCUUGGUGGUGACGGCAUUUGUAUACUUGUGCAUAAGACGAGACGGCCGGCAGCGCCGUCACGGCCGACGCAACACCGCAGGAUAG
Trichoderma citrinoviride is the source of this 324-nucleotide messenger RNA. RefSeq lists its product as hypothetical. NCBI's taxonomy places the organism in Eukaryota, Fungi, Ascomycota, Sordariomycetes, Hypocreales, Hypocreaceae. The annotation marks the transcript as partial. The record is from RefSeq and is a predicted model, not a curated record. The transcript has a single exon.